Messenger RNA from Bombus pyrosoma, 3168 nucleotides. RefSeq names its product leucine-rich repeat and guanylate kinase domain-containing protein-like. Bases 266 to 3145 code for a protein of 959 amino acids. Gene Ontology annotation, molecular function: protein binding. NCBI's taxonomy places the organism in Eukaryota, Metazoa, Arthropoda, Insecta, Hymenoptera, Apidae. The record is from RefSeq and is a predicted model, not a curated record. The transcript has 14 exons.
AUUAUGCUAUUUGCAGCUCUGUCUAGAGUCCAGACCAUUCAAAAUUCCUUUUCGUUGGGAUGUUAAUUCCUUGUAUAGGGAUAUUAUUGUUAUAUAAAUAAGAUUGUUAUGAACAAACUUUAUAACAAAUUGUGGUUUCUUUACAUAAUUUGGUAGCCUUGUGUAUAUUCAGUUGUUAAGAAACAAUAGAAAAUUGUGUAUUAGUGGUUUUAUAUGAAAAUAAUUUAUCACAAAGAUAAAUAAUUAAUGUUUCAAGCAAGCAAUAAUGGAUGAAAAAAGAUUUUCUUAUUUGUUUUCUACUUCUGAAUCACUACUUUCUCAAGAUGCAAUUGGUAGGAUUUCUGUACCAAAGGUACCUUUGCAGAAGGAUGAUACAGUUAUCGAAAAUGAUGAUAAAGAUUUGCUAUCACAUAGUGAUAUGAGUUGGGAAACUAUGGAGGAUAGAUAUAUGUUAUUUGAAAUUGCAUCUAAUGAUUCUAUAUCAACUACUUCAAAGUCUUCAUCCAAUUCCAAUCUUUCAUUUUCAUUGCUUGAUCAAAUAUCACUUUCAGUAGAUCAAAAAAUAAUACAAUGUGCAACUGAAAACAACUGGAGUAGUUAUGCUCUAGAUAUCAGUUUAUGGGAUGAUGGUAGAGCACCAGUUAAGAAGUUAAGAAAUCUUAAAGAAAUAUCAUUUGAUGAUAUAGAAUUCUGUGGAUAUCUUACUGACAGACUAAUAGGAGUUGGAAAAUCAUUCUUGACUAAAUCUCCUGAAAAUAGUCUUUAUAUAUUAAGCAAAUGUAUUAUGAGAAAUAUGUCACUAUCAAAUAUUACAAUGUUAAGUUACCACCGUUAUUUACAAUAUAUUGAUCUUGCAUAUAAUUAUAUUACAAAUUUAUCACCUCUGGGAGGAGUACCUUACUUAAUGUACUUAAAUGUAGCACAUAACAGAAUGAAUACUAUUUUAAAUUUUUCACCUCCUUGGUAUUUGACAUAUGUAAAUUUAUCAUACAAUUAUAUAUCAAAAAUGCAUGAUAUCAGUGAUUUCUGGAGUAUUGUUCACUUGGAUUUGUCACAUAAUGCAAUUGAAACCAUUACUGGUUUGCAAAAUUUGAAAUAUUUGAAAUAUUUAAAUUUAUCAUAUAACUUAAUUGAGCACAUUGAAAAUUUGGAUAGAUUAAAUAUUCAAGAACUAAAUUUAGAAGGUAACUGUAUACUGUCAUAUAAAUCUGCUAUUCCUGGAUAUGGCAUAAGUACUUUAUCUGAUUUGCGGAAAUUAUAUUUAGGAUACAAUAAAUUGUCUACUUUAGAAUUUUUUAAGGAUGCAUAUAGUUUACGCGUGAUAGAUUUAAAGUUUAAUAGAAUCAAUGAUUUAUUAGAAUUAUUAAAUCUCACUGGUUUAAUACAAGAAGUAGAUUUUAGAGGUAAUAGUUGCACAAAGUGGCCUAAUUAUAAAGCUGUACUUCUAUUUUCCUUACCAAGUAUACAGAUUAUCGAUGGUGUUAAUGUAUCUACUUCAGAAAAGAUUGCUGCAGUUGCUCUAUUUGCACCACCAGUAAAUUUAACAGCUGCUCGCACUAUAACAAAGCUAACUUUAUUAGAGCAAUUAAAUAUUCCUAAAAUUGAUCUCCAUGUAACACCAUAUGAUGAAGUGAGCCCACCUAUAAUAAUACUCACAGGUCCAAGUGCAGUGAGAAAAUUAUCUUUGGCUCUUCACGCGAUCCAAACAUUAUCAAAGAAAGUCCAAUAUUGUCAGUGGUAUACAACAAAAAGCUCAGAAGAUGAAAGUGAAAAUCAAUUUUACAUUUUUGUAGAUAGAGAAGAAUUUAAUGAUAUGUCUCGCCAUGGAGAAUUUUUAGCAAUUCAAGAGAGAUUAGGAUACAGCUAUGGAUUUCAUCACAAUCAAAUUGCUUCCUUAAAAUUAAGAAAUAAAAUUGGUAUAACACAAACGGAUUUACAUGCAACCAUUCAAAUGCGUAACCGGUACUCCAAUAGUAGAGCAGUUCUUGUGCUCCCGAAAAAUGAAGAAAUCCACCGUGAAUGGAUACAAGAAAGGUUUUAUGUUUAUACAUGUACUAAAGAUAGUAAAGAAAAUUUAUUAUCUGAAGAAAGUUCAGCAAUACCCAUAGGAAGUGAUAUAAAUUUUAUUAAAGAAAUUUUAAAUGAUAUUAUAAGAGAUCUUAAAUUACUUCCCAAAAUUCCACUGGCAACAGAAACUGAUGAUAAAACAACUCAUAAUACAUUGGGAAAUGUAACAAUAUUUGAUGAUGAAGCUGUGCAGGGUACAACAGAAAUGAAAGACAAAACAUCACAUUAUAUUAAAUUUCAGGAACAAGACAUUAAUUCACAUUUUGAUGAUAAAGGAUUACGAGUAUUAAGUUUGCCUAGCACUAGAGGUAUGCAGGAUCUGGAUGGGCAUUUUUUUCGAUACCGGGACCGGUUAUUGAAAUUUUCGGAAUUCUCGAAAUUGACAAGUUUCCCGAGAACGUCCGGAUUUCCCGAAAGUGUUGGGAUUUCCGAAAAUGCUUGGGAUUCUCGAAAAAUCCGAGAGCCCAUUUCAAGAUUCGCUUUAAUGAAUACGAUCGUGGUUUCGAAUUUUGUAAUUUUAGAUGAGCAUUCAAAUGUUAUAGUGGAAGAUGAACAAUUAAGGCGUAAAAGACAUCAAGCAAAACUUUUGCAGCGUCGUAAUACAUUGAUUCGAGGAACAGUACCUUCGUUUACAGAUGAACUUAGUGAAUCAAGUGAAGAACUAUUAACAAGAAGAUCGCCAGAAAUGGAAAAACCAGAAGAUAUGAAAGAUUUCUAUACCGACUUGAUAUUAAAGUCAAGAAAAAUGUACCUAGAUCAACAUGUGAAUAAGCCUGGAUUUUUUUCCUUGGUGCUUCUAUCAGAUGAUUAUUUUAAAGCAUUUAACAAAUUAAUUAAUUUUAUUUAUGAAUUAUACACAAAUUAUUCUUUUCAAGAACCUAAAUUUUUAGCAGAACUUAAUCAUUUUUCAAAGAUUGCUAUUCCGGCAAUGAUCGAUCCCAUUAUUGAUGAGAUAAAACAAUCUUUAUCAACACCUAUAUUACAAAGAAGAACUUUGUUGAGAAUGUAUGGUGUUACUUCAUGGAAGGAUUUGAUGCCUAGUCAAAUAGUAGAAGAUUCAACUGAUGUUGCUGAUUAGGUACAAGAUAAAUGUUCAGUUAU